GUCCGGCAUUGCCAGGAAGACUGCAUCAGAAACAGCUUCUCAUCUCUUAGGAGCUUAGUGUGGUUGACUUUGUUUUUUAUUCAAGGAUCCUCAGAAUUAUGUCUCCAAGCUAUGAGAAGAGAAAUAAGAAAGUAAAGGUUAAAAUGCCCAGAUUCAAGUUUCUGAAGUAAACGAGAAAAAGCUUUUAGGAAAUUUCUGGUUCUCAAAAAUUUAUUCUCAAGGAAGCCAACACUAUUCUGCCUACAUCUCUCCUCCCUCACUGAUCUACUGAGCAUGACUUGCGAAUUCUCCAGAAAAUCAAACUAGUCUAGAAAUUCCUGAUUGAAAGCUUCACAGAGACCUAUUUCAAGCUUCUUAUACAAAAAGUAAAAGCUUUCAGAAGAGCCUAGAUAAAAGUCAGAGCUAUAGCUGAGCACUAGUCCCAUGGACAAGAGAGAAACUUUCAAGUGUUUGAUGCAUACCUGCCUUUCUUGUUCCAUUUUCCAUGAAGGAACUGCCAUCACAGAAGAGUCAAGUCAGGGUCAGUAAAAGGAAUAAAUUCUAAUAACUACAGAGGUUAAGAACAGGAAGAAUUUAUUAAGAAAAAGAAAACUUCUCUCCAAGAGGGACAUAAGAGGGCCUGGAAAGUGGGUUGCCCAUCUAUGCACUUCUCAAAGGUGUUUACUGAUCAAAGUUACAAGGAACAAAGUCAAAGUUCUGCCAUGAAUGAACAAGUAACUCUGCCUGAAAUGAUCAAAAACUGGACCAAAGAAGAUGUUACAAAAUGGGUAACAGAAGAGCUUAAGAUUGACAAAAAAUAUGGACAAAUUCUUUUCAAUGCAGAAGUGACAGGAUUAGUACUAGAGGAAUUAACUGAGGAGGAUCUCGAAAAAAUGGGGCUGCCACCGGGUCCGGCACUUUUGAUAAAACGUACAUAUGACAAAUUGAAAACAAGUUUCCCUGAAAGUGACAAUCCUGAUUCCAGACAAUUUGAUGAUACAGAAUCCUCCAAAAAAAGACGUAAAAAAAAGCCAAAACCGACACAAAAAGAGAGCCAAGAAUUAAUGUCAUCUGAUAUAGAUCAAGAUCUCAGAGAGAACAGGAAAACUGAAGGCCAAGAAUCUAUUCUUAUGAAAAGAAAUCCAGUAAGUAAAGACACAAACAUUAAAGACAAGGAAACAAAUCAACCAAAAACUGAAAAGCUACCCUGUAUUCCAUAUCCUUUUGAUAACUUCCAUGACAGUCAAAGAUACAUAGAACAUUACAUCCUACAACCUGAAACAGGACCACUCAAUCUCAUCGACCCCAUCCAUGAGUUCAAAGCUUUGACAAAUACAGAAAAUGCCACAGAAAAGGACAUUAAAAUGAAAUUUAGCAAUGAAGUCUUUAAAUUUGCAUCAGCUUGUAUGAAUUCACGCUCCAAUGGCACCAUCCAUUUCGGAGUCAAAGACAAACCCCAUGCAGAACAUGGAGAGAUUGUUGGUGUGAAAGUCACCAAUAAGGCUGCCUUCAUUGAUCAUUUCAAUCAAAUGAUCAAAAAAUAUUUUGAAGAAAGUGACAUCAGUGAAGCCAAGAAGUGUAUUCGGCAGCCAAGGUUUGUGGAGGUCUUACUACAGAACAAUACUCUAUCAGACAGGUUUGUCAUUGAAGUGGAUAUCAUUCCCAAGCACUCUGUGUGCAAACAAAAGUAUUUCUAUAUUAAGAUGCAAAUCCAAACAGACAAUAUAUGGAAACAAAGCCAAGAUCAUUCACUGUUUGUGAGAGAUGGAGCCAGCUCCAAGGAUAUCCUGGCCAAUCCCAAGCAACGGGAUACAGAUUUUAAAGCAUUUUUGGAAAAUUUACAGUCAUGUGUAGUAGCAUCUAGAAAAGAUGCUGAAGAAGAACACCGAAUGAAGGCAACCAAGAGAGAAAGUGAAGGACUAAAGCUGGUUAAACUUCUCAUUGGAAACCGAGACUCCCUGGAUAAUUCCUACUAUAACUCAUACAUUCUUGUAACAAAUAAAUGUCACCCAAAUCAAAUACAGCACUUGGAUUUUCUAAAAGAAAUUAAAUGGUUUGCUGUGUUGGAGUUUGAUCCUGAAUCUAGGGUCAAUGGAGUGGCAAAAGCUUACCAGAAAAGCCGAGUAGCAAACAUGCACUUUCCAAGUCAGUAUGAAGAAAAGAAAACCACCAUGAGAGAGAAGAUUUCCAAUCUGAAUCUUUAUGAGCAAACCAGCUGGAUCUUCUGUAAUGGCCGAUCAGACCUGCAAAGUGAGCUAUAUAAACCUCUAGAAUCACAUUUAUGGCAGAGAGAUAGAGCAUGGGAGGUUAGAAACCUGAUUUUUUUUCUCACAGAUGAAAAUUUAAUGGCAAGAGGAAAAUUUUUAGUGGUGUUCCUCUUACUGUCUUCAGUGGAAAGCCCAGGAGAUCCAUUCACAGAAACUUUCUGUGUUUUCUAUCAAGCUCUCAAAGGAAUGGAAAAUAUGUUGUGCAUCUGUGUCAACCCAAAGAUUUACCAGCGAUGGAAAGAUCUACUCCAAACAAGAUUGAGAAUUGCAGAUGAAUUAGCAAACCACAGUGUCUCCACUUUAAAUAUAGAGCUAGUGAACAGUACUAUCCUCAAACUAAAAUCAGUGACUCAGUCAUCAAGAAAGUUUUUGCCCUCAUAUGGAUCUUCCUCAGUUAUUCUUGAGAAAAAGGAAGAGGAUCUUUUAACAGCACUCCAAAUCCUUUCUGAAAAUGAAUGUAAGGACACACAAAUAGAGAAAAACGAAUCCAAAUUCCUAGAAUUUAGGAAAGCAAAAGAAGAACACUUUUAUCGAGGUGGCAAAGUAUCCUGGUGGAACUUCUACUUUUCUUCUGAAAAUUAUUCUUCAGCCUUUGUGAAAAGAAACAUGUAUAAAAACCUUAAAGAUUUAAUAGGACGCUGUGCAAAAUGUACUAAACCAGAAUUUGCAAAAAUCAUCAAUCUUUAUCACCACCCAGGCUGUGGGGGUACCACACUGGCUAUGCAUGUUCUUUGGGACCUAAAGCAAAACUAUAGAUGUGCUGUAUUAAAAAACAAAGCAAUCGAUUUUGCAGAAGUUGGAGAACAAGUGAGCAACUUGAUAACCUAUAAGACAAUUAGCCACCAGGAUUAUAUUCCUGUGCUUCUACUUGUGGAUGAUUUUGAAGAACAGGAAAAUGUGUUCAUUCUACAGAAUGCCAUCCAUUCCACUUUAGUAGAGAAGGAUUUGCAAUACGAAAAAACACUGGUAAUUAUCUUAAACUGCAUGCGAUCCCAGAAUCCAGAUAAAAGUGCAAAAUUACCAAAUAGUAUUUCACUAACAUAUACUCUUUCUGCCAAGGAACAAAGAGCUUUUGAGGCAAAGCUAGAAGAAAUUGAAAAGCAACACAAGAACUGUGAAAACUUUUAUUCCUUCAUGAUCAUGAAAGGCAAUUUUGAUAAAGCAUAUAUAGAAAACUUAGUAAGAAACAUACUAAAAGAACAGAAUGUUCACAGCAAAGAAGCUCAACUUAUUUCCUUCCUGGCUUUACUCAAUUCUUACGUUACUGAUUCUACAAUUUCAUUGUCACAGUGUGAAAUAUUCUUAGGAAUCACAUGCUCUAGUACACCUUGGAAGCCCGAAAGCCUAGAAGACAAGAUGGGAGCGUAUUAUACACUUCUAAUAAACACAGAAGUUGCUGAAUAUGGAAGAUACACAGGUGUGCGUAUCAUUCACCCUCUGAUUGCUGAAUGCUGUCUAAAAGAACUGGAAAAGAGCUAUUGCUUGGACAAAUGUCAAAUUGCAUUGAACAUGUUAAAUGAGAAUGUGUUCUAUGAUUCUGGAAUAGGAAGGGACAAAUUUCAACAUGAUGUUCAGACACUUCUGCUUACACGCCAGCGCAAAGAGCACGGAGCAGAAACAGACACUUUGUUUUCCCCACUGAUUGAAACUUUGCAGAACAAAGAAAUUGAAAAGAUCUUGAUUACAGGAAGUCACCGAUUCCCACAAAAUGCAUUUAUUUGUCAAGCUUUAGCAAGGCAUUUCUAUAUUAAAGAGAAGGACUUUAAUGCUGCUCUAGAAUGGGCAAAUUUGGCCAAAAGCAGAGCACCCAAAAAUUCCUAUAUCUCAGACACACUUGGUCAGGUUUACAAAAGUGAGAUCAAAUGGUGGCUAGAUAACAACAAAAACUGUAAGAACAUUGCUGUUAAAGAUCUAAGACAUUUACUGGAAGCUGCUGAAAAAGCUUCAAGAGCUUUCAAAGAAUCCCAGCAGCAAACUGAUAGUAAAGAUUAUGAAACUGAGGCCUGGUCACCCCAGAAGCCCCAAAGAAGAUAUGACACGUACAACACAGCUGGCUUCCUGGGUGAAAUAGAAGUCAAUCUUUACACCAUUGAGAUUCUUCAGCUUACUCCCUUCUUCCACAAAGAAAAUGAAUCAUCUCAGAAAUCCAUGGUACAGUUUUUAUCUGGAAAGGGAAACAUACCUCUUGAUCAAAAAAAUGAGUAUUAUUUGACUCUUAGCAAAUUCACAGCCCAUCUACAAAAUUUGCAAGCAGAUGUGAUAAAGUGUUUUCAUUUUUUUAGUGACUACACGGUUCUCCUGAAAACAAGGAGUGCCCAAAAAGAAAUGACAGAAUUCAAAGUAAACAAGAAAUACACAGAACUUUUCAAGAAAUAUUCAAAACUUUUCUGUCAUGUGGAUAUGACUCCAUUACAAGGAAAAGAGAAUAGGUUACUCCAUGAAGAGAAUUGCAGAAAACGUCUAGAAGCUUGGAGAGCAGAUAGGUUUUCUGGACUCCUUGGAUAUCUUGAUCCAAACCACAAAGAAGCUGAAACCACCAUGGAAAAUAUAGUGAAUGAAUAUAACUUCUUAUUGCAGCAAAACCCAAAUAAACGACCAGUAAAGGAGAAAUUAAAUUUCAUUUUGGCCAACAUUAUUCUCAGCUGUUUAAAACCCAUAUCCAAGUCCAUCCAACCACUUAGUGUACUAAAACAACAGCUCCGAGAAGUCCUGAAUGUUGUAGGACUUAAUCAUCAAUAUCCAAAUCCUUAUUUCUUGGCCUGUCUCCUGUUCUGGCCAGAUAAUCACGAACUAGAUCAAGAUUCUAAACUAAUGCAAAAGUAUGUCUCAUCCUUAAAUAGAUCCUUCAGGGGCCAGUACAAGCGCAUGUGCAGAUCCAAGCAGGCAAGCACACUCUUCUAUCUGGGAACCAGGAAGGGUCUCAAUAGUCUUGUUCACAAGGCCGAAAUAGAGAAAGACAUUAGUAAAGGAAAAAAUACAAAUUCCUUCUGGCAGAGUGGAGAUGUGUGGAAAACAGAUGAAGUCAAACACCUCCUGCGCCGCCUAAGUGGUCAGGCUGAAGGCAAGUUAAUCUCUGUAGAAUAUGGAACAACAGAAAAAAUAAAAAUACCAGUGACAUCUGUGUAUUCAGAUCCACUCAGAAGUGGUGGAAACAUAGAAAAAGUCUCUUUCUACCUAGGAUUUUCCAUUGAAGGACCUCUGGCUUAUGAUAUAAAAGUAGUUGAAGUAAACAAUAGUUGAAACAUGUCUAGUUCGUUUGUCUAAGGUUAUACUCUGUCAUUUUCAUGACCUUUUUUGGCUUAACUGUAAGCACCAACUUUUCUUUGUCUCUCCAAAUGGAUUACAAGUUUUUAUAGGACAUAAAAUGUGUCUUUCCCAGAAAGUGAUAUACCAAAUGGUCAAUCACUUAACAUUUCUAAUGUGUAUUUUUAGACUAACAUAGUUAAUUAAGAAGUUUUAGUUAGUAUCCACUGGUCUCACAUUCACUGCUUAUAGGUCAAUAAAAUCUUUUUUAA
Molecule: messenger RNA, 5761 nt
Organism: Octodon degus (degu)
Lineage: Eukaryota; Metazoa; Chordata; Mammalia; Rodentia; Octodontidae
Gene: Samd9l
Product: sterile alpha motif domain containing 9 like
Exons: 5
Coding region: 642-5486 (1614 amino acids)
Cellular component (GO): cytoplasm
Molecular function (GO): protein binding
Source: RefSeq, a predicted model, not a curated record